AUGAAAUCCGGUGCCGUUUGCACCUUGGCCCUCGGGCUUCUCGUCUCUCAGGCGCAGAGUAUCGGAUCUGUCGGCCAGGCCGAGGGGUCGAUCGACACAAGCCCACAGCCAUUCGACCUCAAUGGAUCCAAUUAUACGUACCCGUACCCGGUACACGUGUACAACUUUGAGAGCCAGUUCCAGGAGCUGCAGAUGGCUUUCAUGGACGUUCCUCCGGCAGGAAAUGUGACAUCCAACGGACAGGUUGCCGUUGUAUUUCACGGAAAGAACUUCUGUGGCCCGACAUGGAGGGAAACGAUCAACCAACUCGCGGCUCAUGGGUACCGCGUCAUUGCCGUUGACCAGGUUGGCUUCUGCAAGUCUAGCAAACCCGCAAACUAUCAGUUCAGCCUCCAGCAGUUUGCUUCCAGCACAAGCAGCCUUCUCAAUGCCCUUGAUAUCUAUGAGGUGACCGUCAUCGGUCACUCCCUGGGCGGUAUGCUUGCUGCCAGAUACUCAAUGAUGUAUCCUAACAACGUCACUGAGACCGUUCUCGUGGACCCAAUGGGGCUGGAAGACUGGCUGGAGAUCGGCGUCCCGUACCCGAGCCUGCAGUACAACUGGGAGUCCGAAAACGCCAUGACAUGGAAUUCGAUCAAGGGCUACGAGCAGGCGACCUACUACGUCGGCAACUGGGACCCCUCAUACGACGAGUGGGUGACCAUGUCUGCCAACAUCUACUUCGGCAGCGAGCGCGACAACUACCUCAUCAACCAGGCGCGUGUCGUCGACAUGGUUCUCACGCAGCCCAUCGCGCACUCCUUUGGCCUCCUCCAGACGCGGACCCUUCUCGUUACUGGCGACAAGGACAACACCGCCGUCGGGAAGCAGUGGUCGCCGCCGGAUGUCGCGGCGAAGCUGGGCAACUACUCUGUGCUGGGACCCGAGACCGCGGCCAAGAUCCCGAACUGCACGCUUAUCCACUACCCCGAGCAGGGUCACGCACCGCACCUCGAGGACCCUGAGCAGUUCCAUGCGGAUCUGUUCUCGUGGCUUUCUUGGAGGCCAUAA
Molecule: messenger RNA, 1050 nt
Organism: Diaporthe batatas
Lineage: Eukaryota; Fungi; Ascomycota; Sordariomycetes; Diaporthales; Diaporthaceae
Exons: 3
Coding region: 1-1050 (349 amino acids)
Molecular function (GO): catalytic activity
Source: RefSeq, a predicted model, not a curated record